AUCGGAUUACGUAAUUGGUCUCCUCGCUGUACGAGCGGACGGAUGAUGUUGUAGCGAAGGCAGUGAUUGGCAGCCCCGGAGCGUCUGUAGCCAGAGACCUGCGCUGUGUGAUUUGCCUGUAUGGGACGCAGGCGCAGUGGCGGCUCCUGACUGAGAGCCCUUCGCGCCAUUCCUGGGAGAGGGGACGGGCGCAUGCGCGCUGCGGAGUCACGUGGUGCAGGUAGGGGAAGGCGGACUGCGUGAGGCACCGAAGUCUCCUCAGGAACGGGCUCAGCGCUCCCCAGGCUGGCGGCUUCCCCGAAACCCCCCGACAACGCGACUCCUUCUGCCCCCUCCCAGGACUGCCCCAUUCUCUUCUUGUCAGCGCACCGACACGCCUGCCCCGGUCAUACAGCGAGGGAGUCCGGCGGCCCCGGGACUAGCGCCCCCUGCAGAGAUGAAAGGUAGCCGGAUCGAGUUGGGCGAUGUGACUCCACAUAACAUAAAGCAACUGAAGCGGCUGAACCAAGUCAUCUUCCCCGUGAGCUACAAUGACAAAUUCUACAAGGAUGUGCUGGAAGUCGGAGAGCUCGCCAAACUGGCUUAUUUCAACGACAUUGCUGUGGGUGCAGUGUGCUGUAGAGUGGAUCACUCCCAGAAUCAGAAACGACUAUAUAUCAUGACCCUGGGGUGCCUGGCCCCAUACCGCAGGCUUGGAAUAGGAACAAAAAUGCUGAACCAUGUUUUAAAUAUUUGUGAAAAAGACGGCACCUUCGACAACAUUUAUCUCCACGUUCAGAUCAGCAAUGAAUCCGCCAUAGAUUUUUACAGGAAGUUUGGCUUUGAGAUUAUCGAAACCAAGAAGAACUAUUACAAGAGGAUAGAGCCGGCCGACGCUCACGUCCUGCAGAAAAACCUAAAGAUUUCAUCUCCGGGGCAGAAUGCAGACGUGCUAAAGAGCGAAAACUGAACGGAAAAAGCAACAAACACUUCUCUUGCACUUGCUCGUCGCCAAAUACGGAAAGAGACCCAUUGAGUUUUAUUCUAAACGUUCACCUCUAACAUCCCCCCUUCUUUCUCCACUUUAAAAAUGAUAAAAAAAAAAAAACAGAAAAAAUUGCUUCUUCCAAGAGUUACACAAUCUGUCUCUCUCACACAAACAGGUAUUUCAGUCGGUCGAACUCGGAAUAUUUCCCCGGGGCAGAGUUCAGUUCGGCGGGGGAAUGUGGAUUUCUUUGGCUUUACAAGUUUUUUUGUUUUUGGUUUAUUUUUUCCCCCCCCUUUUGUUUGGGAGAGUGAGUGGCUUCUGUCGGUCUGGAAUAGUCUUUAAAUAAAAUCUCAUUUCUUUUUAGCAUUCUCUUUCAAA
This is a messenger RNA of Xenopus tropicalis (tropical clawed frog), 1345 nucleotides long. It is a transcript of the gene naa50, whose product is annotated as N(alpha)-acetyltransferase 50, NatE catalytic subunit. Gene Ontology annotation, cellular component: cytoplasm; nucleus. Gene Ontology annotation, biological process: chromatin remodeling. Bases 437 to 949 code for a protein of 170 amino acids. The record is from RefSeq and is a predicted model, not a curated record. The transcript has 5 exons. Gene Ontology annotation, molecular function: acetyltransferase activity; acyltransferase activity, transferring groups other than amino-acyl groups; transferase activity. NCBI's taxonomy places the organism in Eukaryota, Metazoa, Chordata, Amphibia, Anura, Pipidae.